Messenger RNA from Coniosporium apollinis CBS 100218, 504 nucleotides. RefSeq lists its product as uncharacterized. The coding region runs from base 1 to 504 and encodes 167 amino acids. The record is from RefSeq and is a predicted model, not a curated record. The transcript has a single exon. NCBI's taxonomy places the organism in Eukaryota, Fungi, Ascomycota, Dothideomycetes.
AUGGAGUCGAUCUACUCUGAGAGCUAUUCCGGCGAGGAACCCCAUGCCUUUAGUCCAACUCCUGAGGAAAUUGCGAGCGGGGAGAGUGAACGGCGUUUCAGGUUCGCUGUAGGGUUGGACGAUAUCCCUGGAGAGGUCAAGGCCUUUGUUCGUUUGAACAGGCUAGGUCGCUUCAACGAAGCCGAAGAGUUUUUCGAGACCUCCCUUCAGGGGAAUAUUGACCUUUUCCCCGUCACAGCCGAGUGCGCGGACUUCCUUCUCGAGCAGGGUCUGUACGGCAAUCUUAGUCGAUUCCUCAGGAGUCAAAUGCUUGACCGAGAAUAUGCGAAGAGCGCGGACGAACAACCCGAAGAAGAGAGGCAUUUGUUGAAGCUGCUACUGGCACUCUCUGAGAUUCGCACACAGGGUUCUUUAAGCUCAGCACUAAAAGAGGCUAGAGCUGCGAAAUUGUUCUUACAGCGCAAAGGAAAAACUGCCGGAUCCCUUGAUGAAGUGGAGGUAUGA